Molecule: messenger RNA, 496 nt
Organism: Austrofundulus limnaeus
Lineage: Eukaryota; Metazoa; Chordata; Actinopteri; Cyprinodontiformes; Rivulidae
Product: ESF1 homolog
Biological process (GO): rRNA processing
Molecular function (GO): RNA binding
Source: RefSeq, a predicted model, not a curated record
GAUGAUGAUGAUGAUGAUCACGAUGAUGAGGAGGAGGAGGAGGUCAGUGGAUCUGAAGACGAGGAGUCUGGAUCUGACAGUGGACCUGAUCUGGCCCGAGGACAGGGCAACGUGGAGACCAGCUCAGACGAAGACGAUGAUGAUGAUGAUGAUGAUGUCGAGAACAUCCUGAGGCAGGAGGAAGAGGAGAUCCAACACGACUGGGGGGAGCUGUGCAAGGACGCUCUGAGGAGUGACCAGGUCUCCACUCGACUGGCGGUCUGUAACAUGGACUGGGACCGGAUCAGGGCCAAAGACCUGCUGGUCCUGUUCAGCUCCUUCGUCCCUAAAGGUGGCGCCGUGCUGUCUGUGAAGGUGUACCCCUCAGAGUUUGGAAAGGACAGGCUGAAGAUGGAGGCGUCGCAGGGGCCGCAAGAGCUGAGAGCACUACCUGAAGACUCUGAGGACGACACCGAGGAGGACAGGUGAGGUCAGGACAUCAGGUGAGGACAGGUGA